Molecule: messenger RNA, 2868 nt
Organism: Linum trigynum
Lineage: Eukaryota; Viridiplantae; Streptophyta; Magnoliopsida; Malpighiales; Linaceae
Source: the annotation of a GenBank genome assembly
UUUACAGUUUAGUCACCCAACCUCCCAGUCAUUACAUUCUCCAUACCUUUCGAUUUGACGUCCGGAAGUUUCUUCCUUCUUCUUCUUCUUCUCUUGCGCUCCAGCCAGUGAUAUGACGGCCUCCCUUUUUUCGUUUACCUUCCAUCCUCUCCCCUCCACCAGCUGUGACGGCGACGGAGACAGUGAACAGCGGUAGCUUUGGUUUCCUCUCGCGACGAGAUUUUGUCGUCAGAGGACGACGGUGGAGAAUCUAUCGUCUCUUCUCAGGCUAACGACGUCCGCGACCUCCAUUUUGAGCCAUUUUCUUCCGUAAAUUUUGUUUCUCUCAAGUCACCGUAGCUGCUCAGCCAUUGUUUGCUCUCUCGGAAGGUUCGUUGGACAUCCAUUUGUUCUCCGGUACGGUGAACUUCUCUUUUGAAAAGCUUCUCAUUACGGCAAGGGUUUUACCGUUUACGGGGCUUUUUGAUAGAGUUUGGGCAUAGGGUAGAAUGAAUGGCACUUGCAUAACGCGUUACUGUAGCUUGCCUAAGUUGGGUUAGGAGUAGAGAGGUUAAGAAUUUGAUUAACCUUAAAGCUAAGGCCAAUAAUCUAGAGAAUUGGUUAUGGCAUUGUAAUAGUAUGAGGAGUUUCAACUGAGACGUGUUGACCAUGGGUUGGAGUUGCAAGGGGGGUGAUGGGCGUUUACUGGGAACCAUGAAUUGGGUUAUCCUGUUUUCUUCUUUUUGUUUGUUUGUCGGACUCUUGGAACCAAUUAGGAUCAGUGAAUCAAAGCUAGUGUCAUGGCUGAAGCUUGGGUUCUUUUGUUUCCAGCCAGGUAUUGACUGUUACAGUAACUGCAGGAAACAGCCUCACUAGAAGCUGUGUCAUGGCUGAAGCUGGGUAUUGGUAUGUCCUUGGUGCUGAUCAACAGCAACUCGGACCUUAUACGUCGUCUGAACUGCAACAGCAUUUCUUAAGUGGCUACCUCCUAGAAAGUACACUUGUAUGGUCUGAAGGAAGAAGUGAAUGGCAGUCCUUAUCCUCAGUCCCUGAGUUGAUGUCAUCAAUUUCUCAGCAAGCAUCCGCCAAUAGUGCCAGUAUAGUGGAGACACAAGAUGAUGUCCCAGUGGUACAAUCAGUAUCAGAGCCUCUUGGUUUUAAAGAUGUAAAUCAUGGCAACACAGAACAGCAAGGCCCCCGUUCCACUGUCCUCUCCAAUGUUGAUGAGGAUGAAUUCGAGAAAUGGAAAAGAGAGGUCACUGAGGCUGAGGUAGUGGCAGAACAGUUGAUAAACGGAUCUGAACCAAGUACUGUUGGGACUGAUCAUGAUGCAGUUGCAUCAUCACCUCCAGAGGGUGAAGAAGAGUUCACAGAUGAUGAUGGGACAAUAUACAAGUGGGAUAGAAGUCUCAGAGUGUGGGUUCCUCAGGAGAAUAUAACGGGCACAAGUGAGCCAUACAAGCCGGAAGACAUGACUUUCGCAAAGGAAGAGGAAGUCUUUCCAAUUCUGAAUGUUGGUGAUGCAUUGCUAGGAGGAAAGGCCAGGGAUGUUGAUGAGACAUUGGAAUCAAACCAUAAUGGAAAAAGGAAACUGCCAGAAAAACAAGCAGAUGCGAAAGAUAAGCUCUCUGACAAGAAGGAACCCAAUCAACCACCUGAUAGUUGGUUUGAAUUGAAAGUCAAUACACAUGUUUACAUCACUGGGUUGCCUGAUGAUGUCACUGCUGAAGAAGUGGCUGAGGUAUUUACCAAGUGUGGGAUAAUCAAGGAGGAUCCGGAGACAAAGAAGCCUCGUAUAAAAAUAUACUUUGAUAAAGAGACAGGAAGAGUAAAAGGAGAUGCAUUAGUGACAUACUUAAAGGAACCCUCGGUUGACCUUGCUAUUCAAAUAUUAGAUGGGACACCAUUACGUCCCACUGGCACGACCCCUAUGUCUGUCAGCAAAGCAAAGUUUCAGCAGAAGGGGGAUAAAUUUAUAUCCAAAAAAACGGAUGGAAACAAGAAGAAGAAAUCAAAGAAGGUAGAGGACAAGAUGCUUGGAUGGGGAGGACGUGAUGAUGCCAAGAUCUGCAUCCCGUCUACAGUUGUUCUGCGCUACAUGUUUUCUCCUGCUGAGAUGAGGGCUGAUGAAAAUCUGUGUUCUGAGCUAGAAGAGGAUGUUAAAGAGGAAUGCCUAAAACUAGGUCCGAUUGAUUUUGUCAAGGUCUGUGUAAAUCACCCUCAGGGGGUUGUAUUGGUCAGAUUUAAGGAUAGGAAGGAUGCUCAAAAGUGCAUAGAAACAAUGAACGGUCGAUGGUUUGGCGGUCGACAGGUACAUGCAAGUGAGGAUGACGGAGUGGUUAAUCAUACUACAGUGCGUGAUUACGAUGCUGAUGCCCAGCGGUUGGAGCAGUUUGGCGCCGAGCUCGAAGCAGACUGAAACGUUCGCACCUCUAGCGGCAACUGACGUGAGAGAGAAGUUCAUCCACUAAACCUCUUUAGGCAAACGCAGCACGGUGUAAAUCAUUGGUGUUUUGUCGAGCUAAUGGUGUAGACAUAUGUAGUUCAUAGCCUUCCUCGGAUGUUCUCUUAGUUGUCAACAACGUGCUUGCUUCAUCCAAAGACCUGACAAUCAAUGGUUUCGCAUCGAAGCAACCUACUAUAUUUUCUCGACUGUACAUGAAGUUUUGAAUGUCUUGCCUCGGGAAGUUACGAACGUGCUUAAUUUCAUCGGAUGUACCUCGAAGGGUUAAUGGAAUGGAAUCGAAUUCCCAUCUUGUUAUGAUGGAUGAUUUUGGUGAAUGCGUCUAAUGCUAUCCCAAUCCGAAAAGUUUAUGCGAGUUGGGUAGUCUGAGUUUAUUGUCUUGCCUCUAUAGAAUUGUUUCAGAGCAAUAAACUGUAUGUAUUCGA